This is a messenger RNA of Drosophila biarmipes, 704 nucleotides long. RefSeq names its product protein bcn92 (gene bcn92). The transcript is spliced from 4 exons. Lineage: Eukaryota; Metazoa; Arthropoda; Insecta; Diptera; Drosophilidae. The coding region runs from base 165 to 443 and encodes 92 amino acids. Gene Ontology annotation, cellular component: mitochondrion; L-cysteine desulfurase complex. Gene Ontology annotation, biological process: iron-sulfur cluster assembly. The record is from RefSeq and is a predicted model, not a curated record.
CGCUGACAGCUGAUUCUGGCGGUCCAAUAGGCAGUUGCCGAACCGAAACAACAACCAGGGUCUAAACAAAACGCCGGCCUGGCCGUAACACUUAUCACUUAAAGGGCGCUCCAAAUCUCCAGCCAACCCGCCUGCCCACUUGGCCAGAACAGGACAGGAUCAGGAUGUCGACGCGUCGCCAGGCGAUCACGUUGUACAGGAACCUCCUGCGCGAGUCGGAGAAGCUGCCCUCCUACAACUUCAGGAUGUACGCCGCCCGCAAAAUACGCGACACAUUCCGUGCCAACAGGGGCAUCCGGGACUUCGGGGAGAUCGAUCGGCAAAUGGUCGCCGGCCAGCAGAACCUGGAGCUGAUACGUCGCCAGGUGAUCAUCGGCCACUUGUACAGCGCCGACAAGCUGGUCAUAGAGAACAAGAAGACCCUGAAGCCCUCGGACGACUGAGGAUGAGAGCGAAAAGCCGGUAGCUGAAGAGAGUACAAUAGUAGGGAAGGAGGAGGAGCAGCUGGACCAGGAGGCGUCUCUACAUGAAGACACAACUCGAAAGACUCGACCCACACACAACACACGCCACACACAUUGUUGAUUUUAUAUACGGCACUUUGCAUCCAUCGAACCAAGGAACCGAAAUCAUUUGCUAGCAAAAAAACACCAAUUUAAUGUUAUGUUUAACAACAAUUAUGAAAUUAUAUAUACAUACAUAUA